Messenger RNA from Alternaria atra, 903 nucleotides. RefSeq lists its product as uncharacterized. Bases 1 to 903 code for a protein of 300 amino acids. Gene Ontology annotation, molecular function: zinc ion binding; metalloendopeptidase activity. NCBI's taxonomy places the organism in Eukaryota, Fungi, Ascomycota, Dothideomycetes, Pleosporales, Pleosporaceae. The transcript has a single exon. Gene Ontology annotation, biological process: proteolysis. The record is from RefSeq and is a predicted model, not a curated record.
AUGAGUGACGGCGACGCUUCUGAAGCCACCGGCGGUGCUGUCGGUCCUCCUUCCGAUGCUCCAAUUCCAAGAUACGAUGCUGCCCCUCCAGCAAGACUCAAGAGGCAUCCUCAAUGCUCCCUCUGCGUCGCUGCCAUGUUCGCUUAUGCAGAAAUAGCUCAGCUACCAAAGAAACCAACAAACAGUCACAUCCAUCACCUCGCCGUCGAAGAUACCGAUAAAAUGUGGCACCACAUCGGCAAUAAACCUGGGCCGAUUACCCUGACGGUCAGUUUCCUCAACGGUAAAGAGGAGACAAAGAAGAAAGUCAUGAAUUACGCAAUGGAAUGGAGCAAAAUUUCAAAGACUGCCGGCGCAGGCCGCGGUGCAAACAUCGAGUUCGUCAAGGUCAAGGACAACGAUGCCUUUGCCCACAUCCGCGUCCGCUUCAAGUCAAACGGCAAAUGGUGGUCCUAUCUCGGUACAGACUGUCUUGCCACCUCCGGAAUCUGGAACCGUCGCACCCAAGAAGACAAAGACGACAACCCAGAAUGCGCCUCCAUGAACCUCGACAUCGAGAACGAAACAAACGAAGACGCUGUCCGUCGCCACGUCAUCCACGAGUUCGGUCACGCCCUCGGAUUCAUGCACGAGCAGCUCCGAUCAGACUUCCCCUUCAAGAUAAAUAUCGAGGAAGUAAAGAAGAGCGAGGCAUACAAGAAUUGGAGCAUAGAAGAUAUUCAGCGAAACGUUCUUGGCACCGUCACCGGAGAUAAAGUCAAGCUCUUCGGAGACAAGACUGAUCUCGACUCAAUCAUGAUCUACGCCUUUGAUCGAGGCGAACUUGAAGACAACAAGACCGUCAACUGGAAUACCCGUUUAUCCGAGAAUGAUUUGAAGUUUGCCCGUGAGGCCUAUCCAUAG